Penicillium brevicompactum is the source of this 8025-nucleotide messenger RNA. Its product is annotated as putative translational activator. The transcript has 7 exons. Gene Ontology annotation, biological process: cellular response to amino acid starvation; regulation of translation. The record is from RefSeq and is a predicted model, not a curated record. Lineage: Eukaryota; Fungi; Ascomycota; Eurotiomycetes; Eurotiales; Aspergillaceae. Gene Ontology annotation, cellular component: cytosol. Gene Ontology annotation, molecular function: protein kinase regulator activity. The coding region runs from base 1 to 8025 and encodes 2674 amino acids.
AUGGAUGGGAUUCCAUGGGACCAGGUCAAGGCCGGGGAUCUGGAUGCCUUGCGGGUCGCGCUCCUCUCGAGUUCGACCUCGCGCAGGCUCCGGGCCCUGCAAGAUCUCCGCGACAAGAAUGGGUCUGAACUAUCUCCGGAAAUCCAUCAAGAGGUCCUAGAUCUACUUUUCCGAACAUAUCCUUUAUAUGUCGAUCGAUCCUCCCGCCAGGCGGUCCAGCAAUGCCUCCGCUCUCUCCUCCGCACCCCCAAUGCGACCGAACACUUGAAGUUCCUUACACAGAAAUUGAAGGCCGAGGCAGCCCGACCGGGUCUGGCUUCCGCUUUUGCAUUUGUGUUGCUGGAAUGGUGCUGCAUCCUGCUACAACAGGCCAGUGAGGACCAGAACACACCACUUGCCAUUGUGUUAGACUUGAUCACGGUGGUUGGCAAGGCGUUGGAGAACUGCCUUGCGCACAACCCAAAGCCUGCAGUAAAACAAUCCGCUCUUAGGGUAACAAGACGUGCUCUGCGCGCCGUGUUCUCGUCUGAAGCAUGGGGCGCCGAUGCAGUGCGCCAGUCUGUCACCCAAUUGACGGCCGAUUCUACUGCGUCAUACAAGAAUUCGCCUAUCCUUGGCGUUGUCAGUGGAGUGUGCGCACGACUUGCGGACAAGAAGGCAACGCUCGAGGAGUCAAAGAAGUCUAUUCUGGCAUUCUAUAUUAAAGAAAUCGUGAGCUCAAAAACUGUUGUGCCCGCACAUACGGCCAAUGGUUUGGCCGAUUUCUUCGCCUCAUUUGUUACGUAUGAAGAUGUUGCUACCGAAUUGGUGCCUCCUAUGGAGAAGUCCAUGCUGAGAGCCCCAGAGGUGGUCCUUAGUGGUGUGAUCCCGCCUCUGUGUGCCUCUUUGCCCGAAGAAAUUGAUAUUUCAGAGCUGGUGCAAACCCGCCUUUCCAAGCACCUUCUUGCCAGCAUGAAGUCCAACAAUCCAUCCAUCCGCCAAGGCGCAGCUGAUUCCUUUGGGUCGCUGCUUACUCGUUGCAAAACAGACGCCUUGGUCUUGAAGAUCACUGGUGAGAUUAUGGGUCCCUUGAAGACUAACAAAAUCACCGGCGCUGAGCAUCGUGUUGCCUAUGCCCAGGCGAUUGCGGCUAUUCCUUGUUCCGCAAAUGUUUCAAAAGACAUCAUUCAAGGGUUCGGUCCCGUGUUCACACGAGAGUCCAACGAGCCAGCUCUGGAAGAAGAGAUUAGAUCCUUCAGCAAGCACCUUGCCUAUCUUAUCCAGUCUAAGGCUAAGAUCAGCGAUGAUGUUACAAGCACAAUUGUCAAAGGUAUCUCCGAUAAGCGAGUGCCUUUCCGCAAAAUCUGGCAAACCAGCGUGGGAGAAGUGCUUUGGAGCUCUGACCUUGACGCGCUGAAGAGCGCUGAAGUCGAGCCCCUCGCCACCAAGUUCCUUGCCAAGAUGAAGGAUCUGUUUGGAGAGGUUGCCUCCAACCCGCUUCCCUCCGCUUCAAGUGGAGCGCUGCCGUCAGCUUAUCUUUACCUGGCUCUGUUCCACAAGGUGUCCGAUGUUCAAGGGUCUUCCAAGGCCGCUUGGGAUGAGCACGUGGCACAGUCAAUGACUUUGAGCCCCAAGCCAUCGUUCAUGCUCAACCCAAGAGUAUUCUCGAAGCUGGCCUCCAAGGAGGAAAUUCAAUGGCUUGUCAGGGCAUUGGCUGCUGUCGCAUCCGGUGCCAAGUUUGUGAGCGCCGAUGAGGCGUCCAAGAUUGCCUGGGCUCAGGCCUUCAUCUUUAGCAUUGUCGCCCCUGCCAUCCCAUCUAACUUCAGAGAAGCUUCCGCAGAGACACUAUCUCGCGUUUACUUGACGGACGUGGCGUCUUUCGGUUCCAUUUUCGUCCAGGCUCUUUGGGCUUGGACUCUUGCUUUCCGGACGGCGGACAAGGAGUCUGCAGCCCACUCUGCUGGCCCAGGCAGCGAACGCCUUUUGCAAAUGGUAUUAAGGGCUCUCUGCCCAUCCAGCGAUGUCGUGCAAAAGUCUAGCAUUUCCUCCGCCGAUCUCCAGGUUCAGCUAAUUGAUAUUCUCAUUCUGAGCCGGCCAGAGUUGAUCCCCGGUGCUUCUUGGAUUGCUCUGUGCUUGAGAACAGGAACUGAUCCUGGUGAACUUGUUCGCGCGCACCCUGCCAAAUGUAUCGAGCAGUUGGUCCAGGUCAACGCCGAUCCAAUUCAAUCAGCCGUGCCCAAUGUCAACCCAGCCGUUUGGACUGCCGCAGCUGAGCUGGCAUUCGUCGCGCCAGACGUCAUGAUCCCCCGUCUCGUUGAUCAGAUUAAACACGACCUGGAUGGUACUCGUCUCUCCAAGUUCACGGCUACGGACGCUGCCAUUUCACGUACCCCGGAAGGCACCGCUUUCGUUGAUGUGCUCAGCAGCAAGUCGAAGCAGCCUGCUUUCGACAAGAACACCAAGGACUAUGAUACCCUGAAGUGGGAAGAAGAGCUUCGAGCUCAACUAGCCGAGAAGAAGGGACAGGCACAGAAGAAGCUGACUCCUGAAGAGCAUGCCAAGGUCAAGGCCCAACUCGCCAAGGAGGCUAAGAUUCGUCAAGAUGUCGUGGAAGAGGUCAAGCGGAUUGAGCGGGGUGCUGGUCUUAUCCAUGGCCUCGCAACCGGGCCUACCAACGAUGUCUCUGGAUGGAUCAAUGCUGCCGUCACUUCUCUGCUGUCGCUUGCUCAAGCUGGUGCUGGCUUGUUUGUCGGCGAUGUCGUCUCUCGCGCUUUCAUCACCUGUGCUGAUGAGGUCUCAUCUCGUCUAGGUAACCUGCGCUCUUUCGUCGGCAUUGCUACCCUGCGAGCCAUUGGAAACACCAACCUUCCCUCUGACAUGGAACUGGAGCCUCUCGGAGAACUUGUCACAAGAAUCCUCUACCGUCUGCGCUUUGCUUCUGAGCAGCGUCCCUUUGACACUACAUCUCUCGCCUACGUUCUCCCUCUCAUCUUCCAAGUUCUGACUCAGAACGGCAUCCAGGAAGCUAAGGGCGAAGAGGAAGGCACUCAAGUCCUCUUGGCUCUAGAGUUCCUUUCUUUCCACUCUGGCUCCUUUGCUGACACCCGUCUUCCUCGCGUUGAGGUCUUGGAGCAACUGCUUUCCGCUAUGCAGAGAUACACUCAGCACUACAAGAUUGUCAAGGAUACGCUGAAUGACUUCUGCAGGUGCAUCUCUCCUAGCAUCAACAGCAAUGAGUUGGAGACGCUUCUGCGGGGCACCAUUGUCGUCGAGGCUUCUGUCCGGACAACUGUGCUUCAAGUUGUCGAGGCUGAGAUUGAUUUGACCGAUCUUGAUUUCUCCGAACACAUCUGGCUCGCUUGCCACGAUAGUGUGGAGGAGAACGCUGAAAUCGCCGACACAAUUUGGGAGGACAAUGCUCUCGAAGUGGACGACAGCUCUUACAGUAAGAUUAUCAAGUACUUGGAGUCCAAGGAUGAUCAACUCAGAGGUGCUGCUGCUCGCGCCCUGGCUCAUGCCAUUGAAUUUGACAAGAGCAAGUUUGUUGGUAUUCUGUCUGAACUUCAAGCCAAGUACUCGGAUGAGAUCAAGCCCAAGGCCCCCGAAAAAGAUGCCUACGGAAUGCCCAAGAAGGUGGACGUCUCAGACCACUGGGAGGUUCGCAGUGGUAUUGCCCUCGCUUUUAGUGCCAUGACCAAUCAAUUCGAUGGCGAGCAAGGUGUUUCCUUCCUGCGUUUCCUCAUUGAGCAGGGUCCUCUGCUUGAUGGAAAUUCUCGUGUCCGAGGUCAGAUGACUGAAAGUGGUAAGUCUGUUAUCAUCCAGCGUGGCCAGGCCAAGGUCGAGGAGAUGAUGAAGCUGCUCCAAACCACUCUUGAAACCUCUGACAAAGACACUACGACCUCUGAUCUGCUGAAUGAGGCUGUCAUCGUGCUUUAUGGAUCUGUGGCGACUCACCUCAAGGCAAAUGAUCCUCGCUUGCAGACUGUCAUCAAGGAAUUGCUCUCGGCCCUCGAUACGCCUUCAGAAUCUGUGCAACACGCUGUCUCCGAAUGUCUUCCGCCAUUGAUCAGAUCCUCUGGUUCCAAGGCCAAGGAGUACGUUGAAUCUCUGAUUCACCGACUUUUCAAUGCCCCCGACUACCCUCCUCAGCGUGGUGCCGCCUACGGACUUGCAGCCGUUGUCUGUGGGCGGGGUGUCUCAACCCUGCGCGAAUUCCGUGUCAUGAGUUUGCUCAAGGAAGCUACCGAAAACAGAGCCCAGAAGGAGCAACGACGUGGUGCUUUGUUGGCGUUCGAGCUUCUUGCCAUGAUUCUUGGACGCACCUUCGAGCCUUAUGUGAUUCAGAUUGUGCCCCAACUUCUCGGUGGCUUCGGCGAUACCAGCAUUGGUGUCCGUGAUGCCUGCCUGGACGCCUCGAGGGCAUGCUUCCAAAACCUCAGCUCCUACGGUGUGAAGGAAAUUCUCCCUACCCUUCUCGAGGGUCUGGAUGACACACAAUGGCGUAGUCAGAAGGGUGCCUGUGACUUGCUCGGAGCCAUGGCCUACUUGGAUCCUCAGCAGCUUGCAGCCAGUUUGCCCGAUAUCAUCCCUCCUCUGACUAUUGUGCUUAAUGACACUCACAAGGAGGUUCGUAACGCAGCGAAUCGCAGUCUUCAGCGAUUCGGUGAGGUCAUCAGCAACCCCGAAGUCAAGAGCUUGGUUGGUGUGCUUCUUAAGGCUCUCAGUGACCCUACUAAGCACACAGACGAGGCCCUGGACUCUUUGAUCAAGGUCUCCUUUGUGCACUACCUGGAUGCCCCCUCGCUGGCCCUUGUCACUCGUAUCCUCGAGCGUGGUCUCAGUGACCGAUCCAACACUAAGCGCAAGUCUGCCCAAAUUAUUGGCAGUUUGGCUCAUCUCACAGAGCGCAAGGAUCUCAUUACUCACUUGCCCAUCCUUGUGGCUGGUCUCAACCUGGCCAUCGUUGAUCCAGUUCCCACCACUCGUGCUACUGCCUCCAAGGCCCUUGGUUCGCUUAUCGAGAAGCUUGGGGAGGAUGCUCUGCCUGAUCUUAUUCCCAACCUCAUGGCCACUCUCAAGUCUGAUACUGGCGCUGGUGAUCGUCUUGGAUCUGCUCAAGCCCUCUCCGAGGUGCUCGCAGGACUGGGUACUACCAGACUUGAGGAGACUCUGCCUACCAUUCUCCAGAACGUGUCCAGUGCCAAGGCUUCUGUUCGCGAGGGCUUCAUGACACUCUUCAUCUUCUUGCCUGCCUGCUUCGGAAACAGCUUCGCCAACUAUCUCAGCAAGAUCAUUCCCCCUAUUCUUGCUGGUCUGGCCGACGAUGUUGACGCGAUUCGUGAAACUGCCCUCCGUGCCGGUCGCUUGCUCGUCAAGAACUUUGCCCACAAGGCCAUCGAUCUGUUGCUGCCCGAGCUGGAGCGUGGAUUGGCUGAUGACAGCUACCGCAUUCGUCUCAGUUCCGUCGAACUGGUUGGUGAUCUUCUCUUCAGUCUUACUGGUAUCUCUGGUAAGAGCGAAGACGAGGAAGAAGAGGAAGAGGCUACCCAGGCCGGUCAAUCCUUGCUGGAGGUUCUCGGAGAAGAGCGCCGCAACAAAGUCCUUUCUGCGUUGUACAUUUGUCGCUGCGAUACCUCUGGACAAGUCAAGAGUGCCGCCCUUGGUGUCUGGAAGGCGCUUGUUGCCUCUCCCAAGACCCUCAAGGAUAUGGUUCCCACAUUGUCCCAGCUCAUCAUUCGCCGCCUCGGAUCCUCCAACAUGGAGCAAAAGGUCAUUGCCAGCAAUGCUCUCGGAGACCUUAUCAAGAAGGCUGGAGAGUCUGUGCUCAAUACUUUGCUUCCCUUGCUUCAAGAUGGUCUUCAAACUUCGCCCGAUGUGGACGUCAAGCAGGGUAUCUGUAUCGCUCUUCGUGAGCUCAUCACUGCAGCAUCCCCUGAUGCAUUGGAGGACUUCGAGGAGAUUCUCAUCGCGACUGUUCGCGUGGCUCUGGUCGACAAUGACGAGGACGUCCGUGAAGCCGCUGCUGAGGCCUUCGACUCCUUGCAACAGAUCAUGGGCAAGCGAGCUGUGGACCAGGUCCUGCCUUACCUUCUUCACUUGCUGAGGAACGACGAGGACGCCGAGCAAGCCUUGUCAGCCUUGCUGACGCUUCUUACGGAGCAGACUCGUGCCAACAUCAUCCUUCCCAACCUCAUUCCCACCUUGCUUACAGCGCCUAUCUCUGCCUUCAAUGCCAGAGCUCUGGCAUCAUUGGCCGAGGUUGCUGGUUCCGCUAUGACAAGAAGAUUGCCUACCAUCCUCAACUCCCUCAUGGAUGGCAUCAUCGAGGCCACCGACGAGGAGCACCGAGAAGAGCUCAACACUGCCUUCGACACAGUAUUGGUGUCUGUGGACGAGUACGAUGGCCUGAGCGCCGCCAUGAGUGUGAUGAUCACUCUUGCCAAGCACGACGACCACCGCCGUCGCUCUGCUGCCGCUCUCCACCUGACCAAGUUCUUCGCAGAGGCCGAAAUGGACUUCUCGCGAUACUACCAGGACUUGAUCCGCGCCCUCCUGAUCUCGUUCGACGACUCGGACAAGGACGUCGUCAAGUCGGCAUGGACCGCCCUCACUGGCCUUAUGUCUCACAUGCGCAAAGAAGAGAUGGAGGCCCUGGCUAUUCCCACCCGCCAGAUCCUUCGUCAAGUUGGUGUCGCUGGCGCGGAUCUGCCCGGCUUCAGCCUGCCCAAGGGUAUCAUGGCAAUUCUGCCUAUCUUCUUGCAGGGUCUUCUCAACGGUACUACCGACCAGCGUACUCAAUCUGCUCUGGCAAUGUCCGACAUCAUCGACCGUACUCGUGCCGAGUCAUUGAAGCCUUUCGUUACUCAGAUCACUGGUCCGCUUAUUCGUGUCGUGUCAGAGCGUUCCGUGGACAUCAAGUGCGCCAUCUUCUACACUCUUAACAAGCUGUUGGAGAAGAUUCCAUUGGCUGUCAAGCCAUUCUUGCCCCAGCUCCAGCGUACUUUCGCCCGUGGUCUGGCCGACACUACUAGCGAAACUCUGCGCAACCGUGCCGCCAAGGGUCUUGGUAUCUUGAUCACUCUGACACCAAGAGUCGACCCGCUUAUUGCCGAACUUAUCACCGGAUCCAAGACUCCUGAUCUUGGUGUCAAGAACGCCAUGAUGAAGGCUCUCCAGGAGGUUGUUGGCAAGGCUGGUGGCAACAUGAGCGAAGCAUCUCGACAAGCCAUUCUUGCUCUCAUCGACGACGAUUCCAGCGACCAGACUGAUUCGGUUGCUAUUACCAACGCCCGUCUCCUUGCUGCGCUUGUGAAGGUCCUUCCCGCCGAAAGCUCAGUUCCCCUUAUCAAGAACCGCAUCCUCAGCGGCGCGCUCUCUCACGCCUCAAUCCUUGGCCUCAAUGCUCUUCUGGCCGAAUGCCCUGAGGUCCUGAAUGAACACUUCGCGGCCGAGCUGCCCACUGUCAUCUGCCAGGGUAUCGCCAACCAGGAUCCCUUCAUUUCCGAUAACAGUGCUCUCGCUGCCGGCAAGUACCUCUUGUCCAACGAUGGCGACCAUGCCUUUGAGUCCAGCAAGGCCAUCUUCGAGGCGUUCGUUCCCGCCAUCCAAGUCGGCAGCCCGUCCGAUACUCGUCGCUUGACUUUGGUGGCUAUCCGAACUGUCAGUCGACUCCACCCCGAGUUGGCUCGUCCUCACUUGGCCCUUCUCGCGCCGUCUGUCUUCGCUGGUGUCCGUGACCUGGUGAUCCCCGUCAAGCUGGCAGCCGAGGCGGCCUUCCUGUCCAUCUUCUCGGUGGUCGAGUCCGACAGCGAGGUGUUUGACAAAUACAUGGCAGGACCGGGUGCAUCUUUGCCCCCAGGCCCCAAGCGCAGCAUGUCUGAUUACUUCAAGCGUAUUGCCAUUCGAUUGGCUACACAGGCACGUGAGCGUCGUGAGGCUGAAGGUGGUGAAGGUGGAUUGGGACUGUCAAAUGACGAAGUGGAUGAUGAGAAGGAAUUGUGGAGCAUCGGCAAGGUUGAUCUUGGAGAUGCCUUUGGCGAGGAGUGA